AUGCAAAUGGAUUAUUUUACUUCAGAAUGGUUUCUAUCAAAUAUAUUCUGGUUAAUUAUAAUUCCAAAUCAUUUGCAAUUCUACGAUGAAUUUCCAUUGAACACAUUUGUCAAUGCUGACAAUUCAAUAUUCAAUAACAUUGAAAAUAGUAAACCUAUUGACAAUAAACACAUUCAUAACAAUGAAUUGACUCUUACGCAUUAUACUAUACAAUAUACUAUGACAGAAAAUCAACCGUAUCAUUUUCAAAUCGGUAAAAUUAAUUCGGAUCUUUUAAAAAUACCAGAAAUUUUAAAAUCCAGCCAUCUGUUCAAUUUAUUGACAGGAUUAAAUAAACACAGAUUAUUGUAUAAAUUACCAGAACCAUCAAAUUAUGUAGAAUUAAAUGAAACAACAAGUAUCCUAUACACAAAGAAAAUUAUUGAUCUAGAAAAAUUAUGUCCAAAAUAUUGUAAAGAGAAUACAUUCUAUGCUCAGUUCAAUAUUCAAAUCAAUGUAUGGUUCAAUGUCCAAUUAAUCUGCAUAGUCAAUGUUCAAUUAUUGAUCACUGAUCUCGAUGAUAAUGUACCACGAUUUCCACUGACUAUACCAAGACCAUAUCGUUUGAAAUUGAAAGAAGUGAUUUAUCGUAUUGGGAAAUAUGUAGAAUUACCUAAAGCACAAGACGUGGAUAUUAAACCUAGUCAUGCAGAAAUUGUUUAUCGAUUAGAUUCAUUGCCAGAAUAUAAAUGGAAUGUAUUGGAUACAUUUCGUUUAGUGAUUAGUAAUGAUUCACGUCUUUUACUUGUAUUACAACGUAAUUUAGAUUAUGAAUAUAUAAAAGAAUAUAAAUUUUAUUUAAUUUGUUCUUCACCAAGAAUUAUAGGAUUUAAUUAUUCAUCCACAUUGAAUAUAGAAGAUCGUUUAGAAAUUAUUAUUGAAGUAUUGAAUAUAAAUGAUAUUGAACCAAUGUUUUCAAAAACAGUUUAUGAAAUACAAAUUAUGGAAAAUACUCCAGUUAAUUCAAUUAUUUAUGAGUUAAUGGCAACUGAUAAAGAUAUAGAUUCCAUCAUUACUUAUUCAAUGGAAAAUGAUGUGGAUGAUACAAAUAUCACCAGGAAAUUUUCAAUUCAAUCAACUGGACAAGUGAUUAUCAUGGAACAAUUAGAUUAUGAACAAUGUAAUUUGUAUAGUUUUACAGUACGUGCUAAUGAUGGAGAAUUUUAUGCAUUAACUCGACUUGUUAUUAAAAUUUUAGAUGUAAACGAUGAACCACCAGAUUUUCUAUUAAAUCCAUCAAAGUUAACAAUUAAAGAAAAUCAACCAGCAAAAACAUUGAUUGGUCAUCUUCUCAUAAUUGAUCGUGACAGUCCAACAGUUAAUGGUCAAGUACAUUGUGAAGAACCAACAUAUUUAAUAAGAAAUCAACCUAUUCUAUUUGUACAAGAAUCGUUGUAUUUACAUGACAGAACACUGUCACAGAAAAUCAAUAAUUAUCAUCAUUAUUAUAAUUCCACAAUAUUCUCACCGAUGCCAUCAUCAUCAUCAUCGACGUCGUCAAACACAGAGACUCAUGUUUAUCAACGUUUCACAUUAUACAGUCAACGAAAAUUUGAUCGUGAAAAUGUCACCAAUCCAUACUUUGCUAUUUUACAUUGUUGGGAUGGUUAUUCAUCAACAACAUCGUCCUCCUCCUCUCCGUUGAGCCCAUCAUCAUCAUCACAUGUGUAUAUGCAGAGGAAACCACUGGAAAUGACAUCAUCAUCAUCAUCAUCACCACCAAUGUUUAGUCUAACAGCUACAAUGACCAUUUUCUUAGAAAUAUUAGAUGAGAAUGAUAAUGAACCGAUAUUUGAUCAAGAAUUAUAUAAGGUUACAAUGAAAGAAAAUUCACCGAUAGGCACUAAAAUUAUCAAGCUUCUCAUAAUUGAUCGUGACAGUCCAACAGUUAAUGGUCAAGUACAUUGUGAAGAACCAACAUAUUUAAUAAGAAAUCAACCUAUUCUAUUUGUACAAGAAUCGUUGUAUUUACAUGACAGAACACUGUCACAGAAAAUCAAUAAUUAUCAUCAUUAUUAUAAUUCCACAAUAUUCUCACCGAUGCCAUCAUCAUCAUCAUCGACGUCGUCAAACACAGAGACUCAUGUUUAUCAACGUUUCACAUUAUACAGUCAACGAAAAUUUGAUCGUGAAAAUGUCACCAAUCCAUACUUUGCUAUUUUACAUUGUUGGGAUGGUUAUUCAUCAACAACAUCGUCCUCCUCCUCUCCGUUGAGCCCAUCAUCAUCAUCACAUGUGUAUAUGCAGAGGAAACCACUGGAAAUGACAUCAUCAUCAUCAUCAUCACCACCAAUGUUUAGUCUAACAGCUACAAUGACCAUUUUCUUAGAAAUAUUAGAUGAGAAUGAUAAUGAACCGAUAUUUGAUCAAGAAUUAUAUAAGGUUACAAUGAAAGAAAAUUCACCGAUAGGCACUAAAAUUAUCAAGAUGCAUGCAACAGAUAAAGAUGUUGGUAUAAAUGCACAAAUUUACUACAGUUUACAACAGAAUGAAUUGAAUACGCCUUAUUUUAAAAUCGAUCCAAUAACUGGUUGGAUUUUUAAUUCAGCUGAAAUAGAUCGUGAAGCACAGGCAACAUCUAAAUUAACAGUUUUAGCAAUCGAUGGUGAUUAUCAAACAUUCACCGGUCAAUUCUAUUUAACAUCAAAUCAUCAAACUAUACAUCAUACAACGACAACACAAUUAAUCAUACAUAUAUCGGAUGAAAAUGAUAAUCCCCCGGAAUUUCAUGGUCCAAGACAAUUUGCUAUUGAAGAAAAUCAACCAGUGAAUACAUGGAUUGGUAAUUUACAAGUCAUUGAUCGUGAUGAAGGUUUCAAUAGUGAAAUAACAUUUGAAUUAUUUAUCGGACAUUCCAAUGCAUUAUUGAUAAGUGAAACGAUGACAUUGAAACCGAAAUUGAAUAAGACAAAUGAUGAUGAUGAUGAUGAUGAUUCCAUGAUGAUGGAUGAUAAUUUCCCAUUUUAUUUAUUGACUAAUGGGAGUUUAUUUACAAGGCGAUCGUUAGAUAGAGAAAUUCAAUCUCAUUAUUGUUUUGAAGUGAUUGCAUCGGAUAAUGGUCAAGAGAAAAUUCAUUCCACAGUCGAUACAAUUUGUGUACGUGUAAUUGAUUUAAAUGAUAAUAAACCAGAGAUUUUGGAGAUUAAAGGAGAAUAUUAUGAAGAUAUGAAUAGAACAUUACUGAAUCAAUCAAUAAUGACAGUCAAUUCAUCUUCCAUUGAUUUUAUUACUGUAAACAAACAACAAUCAAAUCUGUCACAGCAAUCUGUAAUACCAUUCUCAAUCAAUGAAGAACCAGGUUAUUGUGUAUUCAUUGUAAAAGCAAUUGAUGCAGAUGAAGGCAGAAAUGCACAAUUACACUAUCGUAUAAUCGAUCAAUAUUCAAGUAAUAAUAAUAAUAAUAAUAAUAAUAAUAAUAAUAAUAAUAACCUAGAAUUAAAUGAACGACAUACAACUAUGCUGAAUGAUGCUUUACAAAUAGAUUCAACAAAUGGACAAGUUAUACUGAUUAGAAAUUUAUUACACAAUGAACUUGGUAUACAUGAAAUAAUCAUCCAGGUAGCAGAUAAUGGAGUGCCAAAAUUGAAAACUGAAAAACUUCUCAUAAUUGAUCGUGACAGUCCAACAGUUAAUGGUCAAGUACAUUGUGAAGAACCAACAUAUUUAAUAAGAAAUCAACCUAUUCUAUUUGUACAAGAAUCGUUGUAUUUACAUGACAGAACACUGUCACAAAAAAUCAAUAAUUAUCAUCAUUAUUAUAAUUCCACAAAAUUCUCACCGAAAUCAUCAUCAUCGACGUCGUCAAACACAGAGACUCAUGUUUAUCAACGUUUCACAUUAUACAGUCAACGAAAAUUUGAUCGUGAAAAUGUCACCAAUCCAUACUUUGCUAUUUUACAUUGUUGGGAUGGUUAUUCAUCAACAACAUCGUCCUCCUCCUCUCCGUUGAGCCCAUCAUCAUCAUCACAUGUGUAUAUGCAGAGGAAACCACUGGAAAUGACAUCAUCAUCACCACAAAUGUUUAGUCUAACAGCUACAAUGACCAUUUUCUUAGAAAUAUUAGAUGAGAAUGAUAAUGAACCGAUAUUUGAUCAAGAAUUAUAUAAGGUUACAAUGAAAGAAAAUUCACCGAUAGGCACUAAAAUUAUCAAGAUGCAUGCAACAGAUAAAGAUGUUGGUGUAAAUGCACAAAUUUACUACAGUUUACAACAGAAUGAAUUGAAUACGCCUUAUUUUAAAAUCGAUCCAAUAACUGGUUGGAUUUUUAAUUCAGCUGAAAUAGAUCGUGAAGCACAAGCAACAUUUAAAUUAACAGUUUUAGCAAUCGAUGGUGAUUAUCAAACAUUCACCGGUCAAUUCUAUUUAAAAUCAAAUCAUCAAACUAUACAUCAUACAACGACAACACAAUUAUUCAUACAUAUAUCGGAUGAAAAUGAUAAUCCCCCGGAAUUUCAUGGUCCAAGACAAUUUGCUAUUGAAGAAAAUCAACCAAUGAAUACAUGGAUUGGUAAUUUACAAGUCAUUGAUCGUGAUGAAGGUUUCAAUAGUAAAAUAACAUUUGAAUUAUUUAUCGGACAUCCCAGUGCAUUAUUGAUAAAUGAAACGAUGACAUUGAAACCGAAAUUGAAUAAGACAAAUGAUGAUGAUGAUGAUGAUUCCGUGAUGAUGGAUGAUAAUUUCCCGUUUUAUUUAUUGUCUAAUGGGAGUUUAUUUACAAGGCGAUCGUUAGAUAGAGAAAUUCAAUCUCAUUAUUGUUUUGAAGUGAUUGCAUCGGAUAAUGGUCAAGAGAAAAUUCAUUCUACAGUCGAUACAAUUUGUGUACGUGUACUUGAUUUAAAUGAUAAUAAACCAGAGAUUUUGGAAAUUAAAGGAGAAUAUUAUGAAGAUAUGAAUAGAACAUUACUGAAUCAAUCAAUAAUGACAGUCAAUUCAUCUUCCAUUGAUUUUAUUACUGUAAACAAACAACAAUCAAAUCUGUCACAGCAAUCUGUAAUACCAUUCUCAAUCAAUGAAGAACCAGGUUAUUGUGUAUUCAUUGUAAAAGCAAUUGAUGCAGAUGAAGGCAGAAAUGCACAAUUACACUAUCGCUUGAUCGAUCAAUAUUCAAGUAAUAAUCAUAAUAAUAAUAAUCUGGGAUUAAACGAACAACAUACAACUAUGCUAAAAGAUGCUUUACAAAUAGAUUCAACAAAUGGACAAGUUAUGCUGAUUAGAAAUUUAUUACACAAUGAACUUGGUGUGCAUGAAAUAAUCAUCCGGGUAGAAGAUAAUGGAGUGCCGAAAUUGAAAACUGAAAAAAUUAUUCAAUUGAUUAUUGAAGAUACACCGGCACGUGGAAAUUGGUUACUUCCUGAUACAAUACAACAGCACAAUUUCUCAUCUGUACAUAAUUUUCAACAUAAGAAUUUAUCUAAAGCUUAUAAAAUUUUAAUAGUGAUUUUAUUAUCUGGUAUAUCAAGUUUUUUAGCUGCUUUAUUAAUCAGUGUAAUUUUGUGUAUGAUUGCACCUUGUCGAAAAUUACAAAUCAAUUAUUCAACGAGUCAAUUUUUAAAACACAUGUUUGUUAAAAAUCAUCAUCAUCAUCAUACUACUACUGAUAAUAUUUAUAUCAAAGAAUUCAAUGAAACCAUUUUCAAUCAUAAUGAUACUCAACUUAAAUCUGAUCAGAUUGGAAUGGUUGACAGUGUAUGUAAAUUUCAUGUGUCCAAUCAACAAUCUCAUAAACCACAACAACAGCAACAACACUCUGAUCAUUUGAAUAGUUAUACAUCAGGAGAAAAUGUGGACAGUUCCACAGUUGACAGGAUGGAUGUUCCAUGGCAAACUACACAUUCUUACAAUCAAGAAUAUGGUUCAAGAACAGAGUGUAUAGAAAAUUGUUUUAUACCUCAGUAUAAAUUUAUUCAAACAGAUAUUUGUGUUAAUGAUAUGACGACACAUGAUUGUCAAAACAAUGUUGAUCAGUCGACAAUCUAUACAAUGAAUUCAAAUGUCAAUCAACAUCAAUUGAAUAUGAUCAAUGCCAUACAACCAGUGUGCAUUGAACGAGUUUUAUCACCUUUGAAUAUUGUGAAAAAUACAGUUCAACAACCUGAAUGGAACUCACUCAUUUUAGAAUUACCACAUAAUGAUUGUCAACAAAUAUUAUCUACCACACUUCAUGAUGACAAACGCUUACAAUGUUCUUUGCAUUUACCACAACAACUAAGCUGUCAUGCUCAACUAUGUAAUAACUCUUCCUCUAUCACACCGAUUUCAUCAAUCUCAUUAGCAUCGAUCAAUAAUCCAACCGUGAAACCUAAUCUUAUUUUACUACAAUGUACAGAUAAUUUGCCAAUUACUUCCACAUAUUAUUAUACACAACAUGAUCGAUCAGUUUCAUUAACUCCACUGUCCAUAUUGGAAUUGAAUACAACCAGUUUAAAUGAUUUGAAAUCGAUGAAUAAAACAAAUACAGACUUUAGCUUAAAAGAUUGUAAUCUACCAAUUACAAAUGAAGAACAACGUUCCGAUAGUGGGCGAGGGGCGAGUGAUGAAGAGAAUGUUCGUUUGAAUAAACUUAAUGAAUAA
This is a messenger RNA of Schistosoma turkestanicum, 6609 nucleotides long. Lineage: Eukaryota; Metazoa; Platyhelminthes; Trematoda; Strigeidida; Schistosomatidae. The record is from the annotation of a GenBank genome assembly.